GCGAGAUUAAACACCGCGCAGCCUCCGCUGCGAACCGAACAGCGGCCCGGACCUCCCCCGAGGCAGCCCCCGCGCGCCACGGGCAGCCCCCGGCGCCACACGUAACAGCACCCGCAACAAAAGCAACAACGAGCGCCAAGCACCAUGGGCAAAAAAAAGGGCAAGAAGGGCAAGAAGCAGCCCACGGAGGCCGAGCUCGCCGCCGCGGCCCUCGCUGCGGAAGAGGCGGCCAAGGCCAAGGCCGCCGAGGAGGCCGAGGCCAUCGCGUACAAGGAGCGCGUCGAGCGGCUCAAGGAGUCGAUCAGGGCCAAGGAGGAGGACCUGGCGCGGCGCGAGACGGACGUAGAUGCCGCCGAGAUCAACUGGAAGAAGAAGCUCGAGGGCCUCGACGCCGAAGUUACGUUGAGAGCGCGGUCCGGCAUCGCGGCCGCCGAAGCCAGAGAAGCGGCGACGGCGCGAUUGGCGGUAAUGCGCGAGGACCAGGCCAUGAAGCGUCUCUCGGUCUUCGCCGAGGCCGAGAGCAAGAUGGCCGUCCGGGAAGUGGAAGUUAGUGCAAGGGAAGAAGCCAUGGAAGCUCGAGUGAACGGGGGCGUCGCCGAACAUUUGGACACGAUGCUCGCGGCGCAAGCCGACACGCGGGACGUCAUGGAGGCGCGGCGCAAGGAGAUCGCUUCACAAUUAGGCGAAUUGGACACGAUCGAGAAGAGCUGGCGCGACACGGUGCUCAAGAAGGAGGCCGAGCUCGCGCAGCGCGAGCGCGAGGCGCGCGGCCGCGUCGCCGCGUACGAGAAGAAGCUGCUCGAGCGGGACUUCACGCUGAAGAGGAGGCUCAUGCGGGACAUCCGCAAGGUCUACAACAAGGUCGUGGGCCAGGAGGAGGAGUGCGCCGUGCGCGACCGGCGCAUGGCCGCGCGCGAGGCCGAGGUCACGCAGCGCGGGAAAGACGUCGAAAAAAUGGUCAAGGACGCGCGGUCUUACGAAAGGAGGGCCAAGAAGGCGGCCGCGGGCGCGACGAAGGUUGUGAAGGACGAGGACGCGCCCUGGGAGACGAGCGCGCUGGCGGCGACGGCGGCGGACAAGCCUAGACCGUACGCGGCGCGGAACCUCCCUCCCAAAAAACCUCCCACGCCGGAGCCCGACUUCGAUCCGGAGACGGAGUUCUUCUUGACGGAAGCGGCGAACCUCGACCCCGCAGUCGACGCGACGCCCGACCUUCCGCCCGGGAUCGACGCGACGCCCGACGCGAGCUGGGCGCCGAACAUGACGUCUGCGCAGAAGCCCGCCCCGGCGGCGGCGCCGGUAAGUGCGCCGCUUAGUGCGUAAUACAAGAAUCAAG
Molecule: messenger RNA, 1336 nt
Organism: Pelagomonas calceolata
Lineage: Eukaryota; Pelagophyceae; Pelagomonadales; Pelagomonadaceae
Source: the annotation of a GenBank genome assembly